GCAGACGCCUCACGCCCAGGAGCUGUCACGUCCACUGCGGUCACACGGCAGUACCGUGUCCACGCUGGACACCCAGCAGGGUCACAUACGACAGAAUAUACAGCCAGAGCUCAUUCAGACUUCUAAAUCAUCGGUGGCUUAAAGUAACAGAGUUUCCUCAAAAACCCAGACCAUUAUAUACCGUCAUUGCAGAAUAUGGCUCCCGGCUCUAUAAUUACCAGGCCAGACUUCGCAUGCCUAAGGCGCAACAGGAACUUUUAAAGAAAGAAAGCCAGACUUUGGAGAACAAUUUUCGUGAAAUUCUGUUUUUAAUUGAACAAAUAGAUGUUCUGAAGGCGUUGCUUAAAGACAUGAAGGACGGCGUACACAAUUACAGCUUGCCUGUCCACGGAGAGGCUGUGCAGGACCAGGCCACUGCUGAAGUUCUAGAUGAGGAAAUGUCAAACUUGGUACAUUAUGUACUUAAAAAGUUCAGAGGGGACCAAAUACAGUUGGCUGAUUAUGCCCUGAAGUCAGCUGGAGCCUCUGUCAUUGAAGCUGGGACCUCAGAAAGUUACAAAAAUAAUAAAGCAAAGCUGUACUGGCAUGGGAUAGGGUUCCUCAACUAUGAGAUGCCUCCGGAUAUGAUUCUUCAGCCAGAUGUCCACCCUGGGAAGUGCUGGGCCUUUCCAGGUUCCCAGGGUCACAUCCUGAUUAAGCUCGCCAGGAAGAUCAUCCCAACAGCAGUUACCAUGGAGCACAUCUCGGAGAAGGUGUCCCCAUCAGGAAAUAUCUCGAGUGCACCCAAGGAGUUCUCAGUCUAUGGCGUUAUGAAGAAAUGUGAAGGAGAAGAAAAGCUUCUAGGUCAGUUUAUUUAUGACAAAAUGGAAGCAACCAUUCAAACGUUUGAGCUUCAGAAUGAAGCUUCUGAAUCUUUGCUAUGUGUAAAACUUCAAAUCCUUAGCAACUGGGGACAUCCAAAGUAUACUUGCUUGUACCGAUUUAGAGUCCACGGCAUCCCCAGUGAUUACACUUAGAAGAGCUGGUGCAGAAGGCAGUGGCUGUGCAGCCAGAAUGUCCAAGGAUGUUUAUUAUUCCCUUAUGUCAGAUUGCACCCCUAAGAAUCAAAGAUUGGGAGUGGGAGGGAAACCCCAAACGCAUUCCUACUAAGCAGUAAGAAGUGAAUGAAUUUUACUAAUAAAAAAAUAAAAGUCAAU
Arvicanthis niloticus (Nile rat) is the source of this 1196-nucleotide messenger RNA. The record is from RefSeq and is a predicted model, not a curated record. NCBI's taxonomy places the organism in Eukaryota, Metazoa, Chordata, Mammalia, Rodentia, Muridae.